This is a messenger RNA of Sphenostylis stenocarpa, 579 nucleotides long. The record is from the annotation of a GenBank genome assembly. Lineage: Eukaryota; Viridiplantae; Streptophyta; Magnoliopsida; Fabales; Fabaceae.
AUGCAAAGAAAUAACAAUGGAAUGCAUCCAGCCUGUGCAGCAUGUAAGCAUCAAAGGAAGAAAUGCAGUGAAAAUUGUGUAUUGGCACCUUACUUUCCAUCAAGCAGAAGCCGUGAGUUCCAUGCUGUGCACAAGGUUUUUGGUGUUAGCAACAUAACAAAGUUGGUAAAGAAUGCUAGAGAGGAAGAUAGAAGAAGAGUUGUGGAUUCAUUGACAUGGGAAGCAUGCUGCAGACAAAGGGACCCUAUACAUGGCCCUUAUGGAGAGUACACAAAAGUUUACAACGAGUACAAGAAAGUGUUGGAUGAACUCAAGAGAUUCAGAAGCCAACACCAAAUGUUGCAGUUUCCCUCUCUAGGGUUAAAGUCUGUGCAAGAUUUGAUUCCCUGCAAAGGGGAAGACAAAGUAGAAGUUGAUAACGCAUUGGAUUAUCUUCAUAGGAAAAAGAAUGGUAUUCUUGAUUCUGAUAUUUAUAAUACUUAUUGUUCCAAUUAUUUGCAAGAGUUUCAGAAUCUGAGGCCAGAAGUUAUCAUACCCUUUCAGCAGCAAUCUCAACCUUACUACAUUACAGUGACGUGA